Pollicipes pollicipes is the source of this 2006-nucleotide messenger RNA. RefSeq names its product leucine-rich repeat-containing protein 24-like. Gene Ontology annotation, molecular function: protein binding. NCBI's taxonomy places the organism in Eukaryota, Metazoa, Arthropoda, Thecostraca, Pollicipedomorpha, Pollicipedidae. The record is from RefSeq and is a predicted model, not a curated record.
CGCUCGUGGGGAGGGAUCGGUGCGGUAGUGGGCUUGGCCGCGUGCUGGUCUGUGCUGGUGAGCCAGCUAACGCCUCCGACGGGGAAGCGUCACCUCCACCUGAGCCAUCUGGGUAGUGGGUGCGAGCCUGCCCGGACGUCUGCCCGUUAGACGUCCUGGGUACGGAUCGCCAGCUUGCCGUCUGAGAUCGGCGCCUUCGCAACGGGGCUGCAGCGGCGGCACGAGACGUCUGACCGUCCGACGUCACGUGACCGCACGGGGCGACGAUGGCGGGCCUUGCCGGAGCGGCGGCCACGCUGCUGCUGCUGGCGCUGGCGGCGCCCGCUCAUGGCGACUUCACCACCUCCUGCCCGGCCGCCUGCAAGUGCAUGUGGGUGUCGGGAAAGCGGAAGGCCGAGUGCAUCGACAUCGGGCUGACGGCGGUGCCGCGCGGCCUCAGUCCUGACAUCCAGGUGCUGGACCUCUCUGGCACCGACAUCCAGGAGCUGCCCAAGGACGCGUUCCACAGCGUCGGCUUGGAGCACCUGCAGAAGCUGUACAUUCGGCGCUCGAGCCUGGCCAGGAUCGACCGGCACGCGUUUCGCGGCCUGAGGCUGCUCAUCCAGCUAGACCUCUCCAACAACGCCAUCGCCAAGUUGCACCCGGAGACGUUCAGCGACAACGAGAAGCUGCGCCAGCUAUUGCUGUCGGGCAACCCGCUGCAGACGCUGGCGCCGCUGCAGUUCCCGCCGCUGGCGCACCUGCAGCGGCUGGACCUCAGCGACUGCCGACUCACCAGCGUCGCUGCCAAGGCCUUCCGCAACCUGGCCGGCCUUGAGAAGCUGCACCUCAACGGCAACCAGCUGGCCGUGCUCGAGUCGGACGUGUUCCAGUCGUUGUCGCUCAAGUGGCUGACGCUGCAUGACAACCCAUGGCGCUGUGACUGCCACCUACGGCUGCUGCGCGACUGGCUGGUGAACACAGCCUCUACCAGGAGGUCACCACGUGCGCCUGAGCCCGAGCGGCUGGUGACCAAGUCGUGGCGCGUGGCGCGCUCCGAGGAGUUCGCCUGCCGGCCGCAGAUCUACAUCCCCGAGCCGACCGUCGUGGCCCACGUCGGCCGCAACGCGACGCUGCGCUGCCAGAUCUCCGGCAACCCGGCGCCCGACACCAACUGGGUGAUGAGCGGCCGCAUCAUCGCCAACAACACGCGCAUCCCGUUCACCGGCCAGACGUACGUCAUUCGCGAGGAAGGCACCGUCAACCGCUGGACCAACCUGACGGUGAGCAACAUCACCGCGCAGGACGCCGGCCAGUACCUCUGCGUCGGUGUCAACCCGGGCGGGGUGGUGGAGCGCAACGUGACACUGGUGGUCCCCGGCGGCGCCGGCGCGGUGGUGCCAGCGGCGCCGGGCGGCACGCCGUCGGGCGGCGCGCGCCUCUCGCGGCCUCUGCUGCUCGGUCUGGUGAUCGGCGCCGUCGGUCUGCUGCUGCUGUCGCUGGUGGUGCUGCUCUGCUGCUGCUACUGGCGGCGGCGGCAGCGCAGCCAGCCGGACAAGCCGGUGCCCGACGAGCGGCCGGCGCUGCCGUACGGCGCGUCCAUCAGCGCCGACAGCAAGCCAGAGCGGCUCGGCGAGUACGAGAAGGUGCCGCAGACCGACAUCGAGAUGGAGCGCGUGCGCACGCCGGCCGUGCUGACGCAGCCGCGCCGCGCCGCCGCCGACGACGAGCGCACGCGGCGCUACAGCCUGCCCGACUCGCCGAUGACGUGGGACGGUCGGCGUCGCGGCGACUACCCGGACCUGCUGCACCUGCCACGCCGGCCGGGCCGCAGCUCUCCGGCCGGCAGCUCGUCCAGCUCCACCCAGCCCGACCAGACGCGCCUGCUUGCCGGCCGCGGUCCGGAGCCCGUGUACGACACGCUGGGGCCGCGCACCACCGCCGACGGCAGCUCUCGGCUCAGCCUCAGCUCCAACGGGCCCGAGACGCUGCCGCCCUACUACGUGGCGCUGGACGCGCCGACCUGA